Messenger RNA from Copidosoma floridanum, 5363 nucleotides. Its product is annotated as ubiquitin carboxyl-terminal hydrolase 31. Lineage: Eukaryota; Metazoa; Arthropoda; Insecta; Hymenoptera; Encyrtidae. Gene Ontology annotation, molecular function: cysteine-type deubiquitinase activity. Gene Ontology annotation, biological process: protein deubiquitination. The record is from RefSeq and is a predicted model, not a curated record.
GUGAAGUAUACGGAGCACGGACGGAGAUCCGCAGUGUAUAUCGGGACACUUCAUCUUCGUCAUAUUUCUCUUGGAGCAGUUGGAGCAGUUGGUUGCUGGAAGCUCGUUUUGCAUAUAUUCAACUAUGACAAGAAGGAGGAGGAGACGGUGAAAGAGUACUUUGUAUAUAAGGUGCGGGGGCUGUAGCCGCCGCGAUGAGCCCAGCGCCCGUUUGCAGUGAAGAAGUGGUGCUGCAUCAUCAGCAUCAGGGUGAUAAUAAACUCCUCAGAGGAGGUACCGUCGUCGUCAUGAAAUCCGUGUCUGACGGCGAGAUCGGCACCGAGGUCAAAGCCAAUGUCCUCGUGGUCAACGAUUCGGUGGUUGUUGAAGCUAAUCCUUGUGCUAAAACGAGAAGGACCAAUCUCAAAAGGGCAGUAACAUUGCCAAGAAUGUUACAGUUUCCAAAGAGAAGAUCAAAGCAUCAGGGACAAGUCAUACUAAAGGACAAUAUGCAAACGUUAGACCAAAAUCGACUGUUGGUGGGUGGUAAAAAGUUGGGCCACAAUGCACCAUUGAGAAAGUUUGGCAAGUACAUUAAAGAAAAGUUUAAAAGUGUGGCAAAUGUCGGUGAUAAAAACAAUAAAACAGUGAACAUUAACGGGAUUGGCUCGAGUGCAGGUGACAUAAGGCUGCCGCCUGUCAGGCCAGCACACAUACCUCCCGACAGAGUUCCAGGUGUCAUAGGAUUAAGAAAUCAUGGCAAUACGUGCUUCAUGAAUGCAGUAUUACAGUGUUUGUCGCAUACAGACGUCCUUGCAGAGUACUUUGUGUUGGACCAGUACAAAGCUGACCUGUCUAAAAAGUACAAGUUAAACCCUAAAAAGUAUGGCACUAAAGGUGAAAUCACAGAGCAGCUGGCGUUGCUGCUCAAAGCUAUCUGGAGCUGUCAGUACGAUCCAGAGAUGAGCACUGCUUUUAAAAGUGUCGUGGACAAGUAUGGUAGCCAGUACCGCGGCAAUUUGCAACAUGACGCUCAGGAAUUCUUAUUGUGGCUGCUGGACAAAGUUCACGAAGAGCUCAACCAAGCCACCAACAAGAAGUACAAAUUAAUUAAGAAUUCGUUCGGUAGACCAGAAAUCGUGGCCGCCGAAACGUACGAGAACCACCGAAGGUGCAACAACUCGUUCGUCCACGAGGUAUUCCAAGCCCAGUUCCGCUCGAGCCUCACCUGUCCGCGGUGUCAAAAGCAGUCCAACACCUUCGACCCCUUUCUCUGCGUCUCCGUCCCCGUGCCCCAAGUCCACCGCCAGAUGAGCCUCUUCGUGAACGUCCUCUACACGUCCCAGCAGCCGAGACAGGUGCGCAUCGGCGUGAGCGUCAACCAGGCGGCCAACGUCAAGGAGCUCAGGGAGAUACUCGCCACCGACACCGGGGUCGACGAGAACCACAUGCUGCUCACCGAAGUACACGACGAGGGCUUUCACAGGACGUUCUCGGACUGCCAGCCGUUGUCGGUGAUAACGGAGACCGAUCCGCUGUACUGCAUCGAGCUGCCGCAGCUGAAGGAGCCGACCGAGCAGGCUUACAUCCUCCUGGUCUGGAUCAACGUGCUGGUGAAGGGUGAGCUGCGCCAACGUUUCGGCAGCCCGUACACGAUGCAGGUGUCGCGCGAGACCUCGUACGAGGAUCUCCAGAAGCUCCUGCUCAAGGAGAUGCACGCUUGCUUGGCCGACGACGUCCUAACGUCGAGCCAGGGCCCGGGGCUGUUCAACAUCCGCGUGGCCGAUCCCGCUGCCACCCCGGCCCAGGACGAGCACCCGUGCAUCGACCCGUGCGUUGAGCACCCGCUCUACACCGAGCAGAUUGAAACCGCCCUGGGAUUGUGCGCCGACGACUCGGGGCCCCAGCACGUCAAGCUCAUCCUCGAGUGGGACGAGACCGCCAAGUACAACAUCAUUGCCGACGACACAGACCAGAUCGAGGAGCACGCCAGCGUCAAGCAGCUCAAAAACAGCUCCGAGUCGGGUGGUGGAGUCACCCUGGAGGAGUGCUUCGACUUGUACACAAGAGCGGAGACAUUGGGAGUGGAGGACGCCUGGCACUGUCCGCACUGCAACCGCAAGCAGGAGGUCGUGAAAAAACUUGGGCUGUGGUCGUUGCCUGUCGUCCUGGUGAUACACCUAAAGCGCUUCAGGCAGCAGUCCAAGCAGCGCUCGACGUCGAAAUUGACGAUGCUCGUUGACUUUCCACUCUACGGCUUCGACAUGACGCCCCAUUUGGCACACAACGGGGUACAAUCUACGCACACGCCGGUCGCGACGUCCGGAGGCUUGGGCUGGUCGCCCUGGAAAAAGCCCAGGACACGGCAGUUCAACAUACCAAACAACGACGAGAACGUAUACGACCUGUACGCCAUUUGCAACCAUCAUGGACAAGAUCUGCAGGGUGGACAUUACACGGCAUUCUGUCGCAAUCCUUACGACACCCAGUGGUAUUGUUUCGACGACACGCGAGUCGAGCCUGUUACGAACGACACGAAUCUCGUGACCAACGCCGCUUACAUUCUGUUUUACCAGAAACGCGGUCGGGCGAGCUCGUCGACGGGUAACUCAUCGGCGGCGUCGACCUCGUCCGCUGGCUCGGGACUCGACCACUGGGUAUCCAAGAUGCCGCCCUUUUACUUCAACAACAAGAACAAUACCACGAACGAACAAAACACUAAUACAAACAACAAUAAUAAUAACAACAGCGGGAAUAACAACAACAUGAGUAAUCAAAUGAGCAAGAGCCAGGAGACGCUCUGCCAGGACAAAGUCAUCGAGGAGAAAAAUAUGAACAAUUUCAAUAGGGGAGGCAGGAAUUACUCGACUCUUCAGCCUGUCAAGAGGAGCGCUACAGUUGACCUUGAUGGUGAGGAGUCGUCACCUCUGAAGACGGCUUUGGAGUCGGAGUACGAGAACGAGGACGCGCCAGGCAUAAUCGAAUGGACGUCACCAAAAUCAUUGAGGAAAACGUCUUCAAUCACGUUAAUGCCCUAUCCACAUUAUCCGGAGCGGUCGAUAAUACAAAACGGCACAAUUGACGAGCAUGAUGCAUCGGUAAUCCACGAGUCGACGUUGUAACGCACGAUAUAAGACCGCGAGAGGUUGCCUUGUACUCGUUCUUCUUAUUUACGACAAGGCGACCUGCAGAUCAUCGUGGUGGAGCCGCGACUCGAAGUGAGCGGUGCCUGGAUUCGGCGUGUCGUGUGUCUGUGCGCGUUGUUACGGCGCUUUCGCGAGGACGAUUGUUCUUCGGCCACUAUUGUCUAAGGCUCUGUUUAUUCUCUCUUUCUCACUGCGAAUGGGAAGUUUAUUGCUUUAAAGACGGAGAAAUUUUAUAUUUUUUCAAUUUUUUUACAUUACAACUCAAAUUCUGCGUUCUGUAACACAACCAAAUGAUGGGGUUCCUCUUUUAGCCAGGAUAUUCACGACUCCUGUGCUCUUUCGAUGCGAUUGUUUACUGACAACGAUAGGUCCGGUAAAUAGUGCCUCGGUCAGAAUUUAGAUAUAUUUUUCUAAACAAAGGAUAAAUGCGUGUAAUUGUUUCUCUGUGGAAACAAAAUGAAAGUUAUCGAUACGCGAGUGGGUGGAUUUUUGACUUGUGUAUAGUGGCAUGAAAGAAUAUUAGUUUUUUUUGUUAGUAUAGCACAGCUCCGUCGAUAAGGCAGUACUUCGAUAUAUUCUUAAAAUACACUGUAAUUAUGAGAAUUAAGGUACUUGAGCGAUGCUAGUGUUACUAAUUUGUGUAAAACAAUACUCUUUCGUAUAACCUGUAAGAAAAGAUAUAUAUUUAUCAUGGAUAAAAAAAAGAAGAAUAAUAAAAAUAAUAAAUAAGAAAAAUAAAAAAACAAAUCAAAAAUGCAACGAGAGAUCUCAAAAGUUAAACGUUUCUUUUUUGACUCCCCGUUGGUUUUUUUUUUUUUUUUUUUUUUUUCCGAAUUCCAUACCGAAGUAGUAGGUCGAUGGUAGAACAAAAGCCUGUCUUUGAAAGAUAGAUCACACGUAUAUUCGAGGUAUUAAACGAGCAAUCUAUUUACAGAAUAUUUGUAUAACGUAUGCGUGAAAUUUACUUAUACUAGCAAGUAAUGAUGAUAAAAAUAUAAACGUGCAAGACAAAUUGUAAGGGAAAACUGAUAAAUGAAAAAAAAAAUAUAUAUAUACCUAGUGCGUAAGUUAUUUUCUGAGAUGAAAGUGUGUCAUCAAAGAGUUUAUAUAAAUGUGGUGAAUAAAUUGCAUUGUGAAACCUUCUAGUUAAUCGUUUAUCAUUUAUAAGCAUAUAAAUAUAUAUUUGAAAAAAAAUCGCGUUCGAUACAAUCAUCAGCCGACGGAAUUCUGUAGCGGGAAUUUUUUUGAGUAAAUAGAUUUUCCUUUUAAUUAAGCAACAACAAAGUUAAAGCUUAAAUCUCCAAAGACAAUAAAACAUUAUAUCAAGUGAGUGCAAUCCAAAAUUUUAACAUUUUUUUUCUCAACAAAACAGUGUCCAAAUCCUGCCUGAUUUCGGUCGGCUGACGACUGCCCAAGCCUUUGCUUAGAAGUAAUAUUUAUAUUGUAUCUGUAAUCACCCGCUAGUGGCCUUAUCUGUCAAUAAUUGAUUAUCGAAUGUAUCGUAUAACACACGAUCCCUUGUAAACAAUAUAUUCCCUCUCGUUACUUGAAAACGUAUUAGUUACGUUCAUCGGCAUUUUUUUUAAUGCAGUCGAUAGUUUUUGCUUACAUUGUAACCACUACUUGUAUAUUCAGGUGAGACUUACACGGCUCAUAUAGACUUUUUAAAGAGUUUUCCACAUUUUUGGAUACUGAAACGGAAAAAAAAUCAAACAAGAUCAAGUGAAAAAUGGAUUAAUCGUUGAAACCUCGCUACGUAGCAGUUGCAUAGUUUUUUUUUUUUCUAAAGACUAGGUACCUAACGUUUUAAAGAUACCUUCCAAUAAUCAUUCCAGCUUUUUUUAAUGUUUGUAUUGAAAAAGGGCAGAUAAAAUAAAAAAGAAAUGGCUAAAGUGAAAAAGAAAUGGAAAACAAAAAGAAGCACAAUGAGUGUGAUGAAAAGAUGAGUGCAGAACGACAAAGGGGAAAUGUUGUAGUUACAAAAAAAAGGGGGUAAUUUUUCACAACUAGUCAUACAGGGGACAAAAGUUUUCGGAGUGUUUGAGAUUGUGACUGAUGUUAUAUGUUAGACAAAUGAAUCGAAGAGUGCAUGAUGAUUACGAGCUCUUUUGGUCUGUUAUUAACUAUCGUUUUGGAUAUGAUUCUUAUUUACAUAAACUAUUAUUAUCAUAUUCUUAUAAUUACUAUUGUCAUUCUUAUUACCACUGAUUUUGUUGGAAUAAACAUUGUCAUGUAACA